CUCCCAUCGACAUGCUGACUACUCGCUUCGCUGCAAGGCUCGGUGCUAGCGCCACACGCCGCCUGGGUGCGACGUACACCCAGGCGCGCAGCCUCAACGUCUUCAGCUCGGAACGUCUGGUCGGCAAGAAUAUCCUCGUCACUGGUGCUUCCUCCGGUAUCGGCGCCUCCACUGCCGAACUGUUCGCCAAGGCCGGCUCCAACGUCGUCCUCCUCGCCCGCCGGCGCGCCAACCUCGACGAGGUGAAGGCCAAGUGUGAGGCCACGCACGCUGAGGCCGGGUACGCUGGCUCCAAGGUCGUUGUUAUCGAGGCGGACAUGCAGGACCGCAAGGCACUCGACACGGUGCUGGACAAGACGGAGGGGCUGAAGCUCGAUGUACUGGUAAACAAUGCUGGGCUUGUUCGUGGCCGCGAGCAUGUUGGCGCCGAGGCCGAUAUCGACGUCAUGUUCAACACCAAUGUCAUUGGCCUCAUUCAGCUCACCCAAAACGUCGUCCGCGACUUCAAGAAGAGGAAUACUGGACUCAUCGUCAACCUUGGCUCUGUCGCGGGCAUCGAGUCGUACCCCGGAGGCUCAAUCUACUGCGCGACCAAGUUUGCCGUGCACGCGUUCACCGACUCGCUGAGGCACGAGCUGAUCGACACGAACGUGCGCAUCGCCGAGAUCCUGCCGGGCAUGGUGGAGACCGAGUUCUCGGUCGUGCGGUACCGCGGCGACCAGGGGCGCGCGGACAACGAGUACAAGGGGAUCACGCCGCUGACUGGCGCCGACGUUGCCGAGCAGAUCGUCUGGGUCGCCUCGCGCCCCGAACACGUCCAGGUGGCCAACAUUCUCAUGUUCCCAAGCCAGCAGUCGGCGGCGACGCGUAACUGGCGCCGGCCUGAGUGAAGCGCGGUGGUGGAACGGAAGCCAAGUUGAAGUGAUGACAUUGCAUUCUUGUGUCCA
Messenger RNA from Vanrija pseudolonga, 947 nucleotides. It is a transcript of the gene YMR226C, whose product is annotated as NADP-dependent 3-hydroxy acid dehydrogenase. The transcript is spliced from 8 exons. Gene Ontology annotation, molecular function: oxidoreductase activity. Gene Ontology annotation, cellular component: cytosol. Bases 12 to 890 code for a protein of 292 amino acids. The record is from RefSeq and is a predicted model, not a curated record. Lineage: Eukaryota; Fungi; Basidiomycota; Tremellomycetes; Trichosporonales; Trichosporonaceae.